Messenger RNA from Haplochromis burtoni (Burton's mouthbrooder), 1140 nucleotides. RefSeq names its product tetratricopeptide repeat protein 31-like. Gene Ontology annotation, molecular function: protein binding. NCBI's taxonomy places the organism in Eukaryota, Metazoa, Chordata, Actinopteri, Cichliformes, Cichlidae. The transcript is spliced from 8 exons. The record is from RefSeq and is a predicted model, not a curated record. The coding region runs from base 406 to 1140 and encodes 244 amino acids.
GAGACUCAAAAUGUGGUUUUAGUGUCAGGGCUACAUUUAGGUUAUGGUUAGGUUUAGGCUAAGGGUUAGGUAAGCAUUAUGUCAAUUAGAUGUCCUCACUAAGAUGUCAAAACGAAAGUGUGUGGGUGUGUGAAACUCACCGCAGAGAAAUGAAAUGUGUGCACAUCUUUUAGUUAAACAUCUUAGAUAAAACAGCAGUGAUGAAGGAAACGCUGGAGAAUGACCACAAAGCUGUAAAACCUGCUGUAUUGUGUCUUUUGGUGCACGUUAAAGGUUGAAACUCUGUUCUUGCUGUCUACGCAGGACUCUGCUGCGUCCAGGGUUCCCUCCUUUGAAGACCAUGUAAAAAUAAGCACAGAGCUUGCCGUCAUUGGAAAUAAGCAUGCGAGUGCUGGAGACUUUAAUAUGGCUGUGAAGUAUUUCACAGAUGCAAUUAAGCACAACCCUAAAGAGUUUAAGCUAUUUGGAAAUCGGUCCUUCUGUUUUGAGAAGUUGCAAGAAUACGAGAAGGCGUUAAUGGAUGCAGAGUUGUCGCUUGGCAUAUGUCCAGGUUGGGAUAAAGGCCUGUAUAGGAAGGGAAGAGCUCUGGCUGGUCUAAAGAGGUAUGAGGAAGCUGCCCUGGCCUUCACGGAAGUUCUCAAACUGGACAGUUCGUGUGCAGAAGCUGCGCAGGAGCUGAUGCGUGUGCAGAUAACACAGCUAAUGGAGUUCGGUUUUACUCGAGAGCAGAGCUCAAAUGCUUUAAUAAUUCAUGGGACGGUUAAAAAAGCACUAGAAGUGCUGUCUAAGUUAAACAAUCGACCAGGAGCUCUUCCGAACGGCUCUCUCCCACCUGUUCAAGUAGCAAAUGUCACUGGAGUGUCUCCAAUCCUUUCAGCAAACACAAUCGCUGCACCUGCUGCUGCUGUGCGUCCUGCUCAGUCCAAGGAUGCGCUGAAAAAAACACUUAUGAACAAACCUUUAGGCGCAGUCCAGAAUACAUCUGCUGCUCAGAGUCAAUCAAAGCCUAUUCUUACUCAGCCCAUGAAGGCCAGCAACGGCGUUAAUCGACCAAUGGUCAUGGGCAGGCUGGGGCCUAUCCCAGCUACCACAAGGGGGAGCUGGAAUAGCCGUAAAUGUGAUGUCAAGAUCAAGACCUGA